ACGAGCUCUGCGUCGUUUUCGUCGGUAACGGGCGCGCGCUCUACCAGUGCCAUACCAUUACAUUCAUCCCCGGUGUGAAGGAACGAGUCGCGCGGGGACAAUCUAUUAUCCCCCAUUAAAACUCCGCCUACACAGCGUCAAAAACCCCAACAUUCCUGUCAAGUCGUGACUGUAACGCUCCCCAGGUCCCACUAAGGAAAAACUGUUGGAAAGUGCAGUCGCGAGCGCCACGUCAACUGAAUCAAGUUUAGUGUUUUUUUUUUCUGUCAGUUUGAAGCAGAGUUUUAACGCCUCGCACCAUGUUAGACCCGUCUUCUAGCGAAGACACCGGUGGGGAGUCCGACCCAGAAGUUGUCCGACAGCCUUCAGGGAAAGCGACGGUCUCCUCACCGGAGAAGCGGAGACACCAGCACCGGACAGGCGGCAAGCAGCAGCAGCGGCAGCCCGGCGCAUCUGGAGGAGCCGCCGGUAAAACUACGAAAGACAGCAGCGCUACAACUGAAGAUGAAGAGAGGAAGGAACGGGAGCGGAUCAAGAAGGAAGAAGAGGAGAAGAAAAUUAAACUACAGAUUUAUGUGUUUGUCCUGCGGUGCAUAGCCUACCCGUUCAACGCCAAGCAGCCUACCGACAUGGCCCGACGGCAGCAGAAGGUGAACAAGCAGCAGCUACAGGCGGUGAAGGAGCGCUUCCAGGCCUUUCUCAAUGGCGAAACACAGAUUGUGGCUGAUGAAGCUUUCUGUAAUGCAGUGAGAAGCUACUAUGAGGGCUUUCUAAAAAGUGAGCGCGUCUCCCGAAUGGUUCAGAGCGGAGGCUGCUCAGCCAACGAUUUCCGCGAAGUUUUCAAGAAAAACAUAGAGCGCCGCGUCCGCAGCCUUCCUGAGAUCGAUGGUCUGAGCAAGGAGACUGUUCUGAGCUCAUGGAUUGCCAAGUAUGAUGCCAUCUACAGGGGAGAGGAGGACAUGCGGCGCCAGUCACAGCGACCCCAUCUGAGUGCCGUGUCAGAGCUCAUCCUCAGUAAAGAGCAGUUGUAUGAGAUGUUCCAGCAGAUCCUCGGGAUUCGCAAGUUUGAACACCAGCUGCUGUACAACGCCUGUCAGCUGGACAAUGUGGAUGAACAAGCUGCUCAGAUUCGUAGAGAGCUUGAUGGGAGGCUACAGCUGGCUGAAAAGAUUGCCAGGGAAAGGAGAUACCCUAAGUUUGUCUCCGCUGACAUGGAGGCUCUGUACAUUGAGGAGCUCCGUUCAUCGGUCAACCUUCUAAUGGGGAACUUGGAAAGUCUGCCAGUGUCUAAAGGAGGGCCAGACUUCAAACAGAAGCUCAAACGCUCCUCCAUGAAUAGCUCCUUCCUGGAUUUAGGGGACGAGGGAGACAUCCUGUCCAAAUCUGAUGUUGUGCUGUCCUUUAAUCUGGAGAUCAUGAUCGUGGAAGUCCAAGGGCUGAAGUCAGUAGCUCCGAACCGAAUUGUUUAUUGUACCAUGGAGGUGGAGGGAGGAGAAAAGUUGCAGACUGACCAGGCAGAGGCCUCCCGACCACAGUGGGGGACUCAGGGGGACUUCAUCACGACUCAUCCCCUGCCGUUGGUCAAAGUGAAACUGUUUACUGAGAGCACCGCUGUGUUGGCUCUGGAGGACAAGGAACUGGGCAGAGUGGUUCUGAACCCCACCACCAAUGGACCAAAGCAGGCAGAGUUCCACCGUAUGGCUGUCCCCAAACACAGCCAGGACACGGAUCUGAGGAUCAAACUGGCUGUCCGCAUGGACAAACCUCCCAACAUGAAGCACAGCGGGUACCUGUACGCUCUGGGACAAAGAGUCUGGAAACGCUGGAAAAGCCGAUACUUUGUUCUUGUUCAGGUUAGUCAAUACACAUUUGCAAUGUGCAGCUACAGAGAGAAGAAAGCUGAGCCUCAGGAGCUGAUGCAGCUGGAGGGCUACACAGUGGACUACUGCGACCCUCAGCCAGGUCUGCAGGGUGGUCGGGUUUUCUUUAAUGCUGUGAAAGAAGGUGACCUGGUGAUGUUUGCCUGUGAUGACGAGCAGGACCGAGUGCUGUGGGUCCAGGCUAUUUACCGAGCCACCGGACAGUCCUACAAACCCAUCCCCCCUCCGCAGAACAAAACCAUAAAUUGCAAAGGAGAACAAAAGCCAGCGUCACCCAUCAGUCUGGAUCCAACUCAGCGUCAGGGAGUGGAGGAGUUCAUCUCUGCAGCUCCAAGCCACUUCGACCACACCGCCCUGUUCACUAUUUUACAGAAACUUACUCUACAGCACCGCAUGAAUGACUCUUUCUCCUGCCUGGGGUGGUUUAGUCCAGGUCAGGUGUUCGUCUUGGACGAGUACUGCGCUCGUUAUGGUGUUCGAGGCUGUCACCGCCACCUGAGCUACCUGAAGGACCUGAUGGACUAUUCAGAGAAGAAUGCCCUGGUUGACCCCACUCUGCUUCAUUACAGCUAUGCUUUCUGUGCCUCCCACAUCCAUGGAAACAGACCUGAUGGGAUGGGUACAGUGACUGUAGAGGAAAAGGAGCAAUUUGAGGCAGUCAGGAGCCGCCUCAUGACUCUGCUGGAGAACCAAAUUACACAUUUUAGGUAUUGCUUUCCCUUUGGAAGACCAGAUGGGGCCUUGAAAGCGACUCUCUCCCUGCAGGAACGGGUUUUGAUGAAAGAUAUCACCACACCUGUUCCUUCAGAGGACAUGAUGAAGUUGGUCCAAAGGUGUCUGGAAAAGGCAGCUCAAAUCAACUACAGUCAGCUGAUGGAUUACGCUCAGAUCAAGGUGGACCUCCAGGAAGCACCAGAGAAAAGGUUGGAGGACAUGAUGAGGUUGGGAGAGCUCUGCAUCGAAGUCCUGCAGCAAAACGAUGAACAUCACUCUGAGGGAAGAGAGGCUUUCUCAUGGUGGCCCGAGCUGAUGGCUGAACACGCUGAAACCUUUCUAUCUCUGUAUAGAGCCGACAUGGAUGCCACUCUGCAGGUCCAGCCUGUUGACUCCUGGAGCAGCUUCCCGCUCUUUCAGCUCCUAAACAACUUCCUUCGAACUGACCCUCACCUUUGCAAUGGGACAUUCCACAAACACUUGCAGGAUCUGUUCGUCCCCUUAGUGGUGCGCUACAUCGAUCUAAUGGAGUCGUCUAUUGCCCAGUCCGUCCACCGUGGCUUCGAGCAGGAGACCUGGCAGUCUGUUAAGUCGUUAACUAACAAUCUAGCCAACGUCCCUCUUCCAAAAGUCCCCAGCCUUCCCCUCACGUUGCCACAGAUGCCCAGCUUCUCUGCUCCUGCCUGGAUGGGACCUCUGUGUGAAAACACCCUGCAAGGAAUAAAUCUACCUGAUAUUUUUAAUGGAUCAACCACAUCCGAGGAUUUGUUUUGGAAGCUGGAUGCUCUGCAGAUAUUUGUGCUGGACCUCCAGUGGCCUGAACCAGAAUUUGCUAAACAUUUGGAACAAAGACUCAAACUGAUGGCCAGCGACAUGAUGGAGGCCUGCGUCAAAAGAACAAAAUCUGCAUUUGAUGCCAAGAUACAGAAAGCCAGUAAGUCUACAGACUUCCGAGUGCCGCUGUCUGUCUGCACCAUGUUCAACGUGUUGAUGGAUGCCAGAAAGCAGUGCUCCAAACUCUGCGUGUUGGAUGGCGGUCAGGAGAAUGACAAACAGUGGCAACAGUACCACUCCAAAAUCGAUGUUCUGAUUGACGAGGCUUUCAAAGAAAUGAUUUCCUCCCUGGUCUCAAAGUUCACUACAGUUUUAGACGGUGUCCUCUCCAAGCUGUCCAGAUACGAUGAAGGAACCUUCUUCUCCUCAAUCCUCUCUUUCACAGUGAAAGCAGCUGCCAAAUACGUGGAAGUCCCUAAACCUGGGAUGGAUCUAGCAGACACCUACAUCACUUUUGUUCGGCAGAACCAAGACAUCCUCAGAGAUCGGGUCAAUGAUGAGCUGUACAUUGAAAGGGUGUUUGAUCAAUGGUACACAAGUAUCAUGAAGUUAGUGUGUAUUUGGCUGACUGACAGACUGGACCUCCACCUCCACAUGUACCAGCUGAAGACGCUCAUUAAGAUUGUAAAGAAGACCUACCGUGACUUCAGGCUGCAGGGUGUCCUGGAUGGCACGCUCAACAACAAGAGCUAUGAAACCGUCUACAACCGGCUGACGGUGGAGGAAGCUACAGCAGCUGUCAAGGCAGGCGAUGGUCUCCAGGGUAUCAGCAUGAGAGACAGCGACGAGGACGACUGAACUCACACAUGCAAACAUCCUCCUUUCGCACAUCAUGUUACUGCUUGAUCAGCAUCCUCUCUGCAAUAUCAGGACUGGAAAUAAAAGUGCAGUUAUAUAGAAGAAAUGUUAGAAAUUCAAAGAAAUAUUGUGCUGCUUGACAAAAUGUUAGAUUUUUUUUUGUCAAAAAAUAGACAGCUUCUUCUUAUCUUACAGUGGAUGCAUUUAUUUAGCUCCACUUGAACCACUUUCACUAAAUCUGACCUAAAACAAUAAUAGUGAUGCAAAAAUCCUUUUAGCUCAUUAUUAUUGUUUGGAAAUGGCAACAUUUGGUAAGAAACAAGAAAAAACCUUUUUGCUUACUCGUUUUCUACUGAUAUUCUUAGCUGAUUUGUGCAGACUUAGAACAAAACUGAAUAUCAUGUUAGGACAUGAUGAACUGAUCAGCAACAGAACAAGUUAUGCUAAUCUGUGCUAACGUUAGCAGGGUGGUGGUUGUGGACCAUUUUGAGCUCUAGAGCUGCAAUCACUUCUAACAGGUGAAGUAAGUGAGCUUGCAGAAGUUAAAUAGAAAUUAAGCAAAAGUCAGUAGAUAUUGUCUGGAGAUUUUGUCAGGACCCCUUUACCUCAAGCUGUAACACUCAUAAGGGCCUUUGAGCAUCUUUCUGCAAUGUUUAUCUAUAUUUUUAUUCUUCACAGCUGCUUUUGUGCUUAAACUUAACCAGAUUUAUAAACCAGUUGUCACAAACAGCUCACGAUGGACUGGAGUCAGUUUAGCCCGUUUUACAGGAGACUGACGGAACCUGUUAACUUAUUUAUUGAAAUGACAACAUUUAACAAAAAAAACAACAAUAAUAAAACUUUUUGCUCACUCGU
Messenger RNA from Melanotaenia boesemani (Boeseman's rainbowfish), 5081 nucleotides. RefSeq names its product Ca++-dependent secretion activator 2 (gene cadps2). Lineage: Eukaryota; Metazoa; Chordata; Actinopteri; Atheriniformes; Melanotaeniidae. Gene Ontology annotation, cellular component: glutamatergic synapse. The coding region runs from base 300 to 4226 and encodes 1308 amino acids. The transcript is spliced from 31 exons. Gene Ontology annotation, biological process: positive regulation of exocytosis; dense core granule exocytosis; synaptic vesicle exocytosis. The record is from RefSeq and is a predicted model, not a curated record.